Molecule: messenger RNA, 4197 nt
Organism: Magnusiomyces paraingens
Lineage: Eukaryota; Fungi; Ascomycota; Dipodascomycetes; Dipodascales; Dipodascaceae
Exons: 1
Coding region: 1-4197 (1398 amino acids)
Source: RefSeq, a predicted model, not a curated record
AUGCAAACUAAACGAUACAUCAGGAAUCUAGCUCUUGCUAUUCUUGGUUUUUCUGCGGUUAAUGCUCAAAGUAACACUGGAAACUCAUCUGACUCUAGCACUUACAGUGUUGAUACUGCAGCUUAUUAUGGCGUUAACUUUGAUGAGCUGCAAGGAUAUGUCACUUCUGGAAAGACUUUAACAGUCACAGUUACCUCUUGUCCUAACCAUGCUUGUGAGCAGCCUGAGACAAUUGUCACUGUCACUGAAUGUCCAGUUCUUUUUCCUACAACACAAUCUGAUCAACCUUUUACAACUCUUAUUCCUCAAACCAUCUAUCCUACCUCUCAAACAUCUACAACUUCUACAUCUCAAGUUCCCAGUUCUAGUCCUAGUACAAGCCCAAGCACGUCUGCAGAACCUGUUUCCCCUGUUACUGUCUACACAACUGUGAAGGAGCCCACUACUGUUAUUGAAACUUCUACUCUUCUUAGUACUGUUAUCUCCGUUUCGGAAGGCACCAAUUUUACUAUCACUGAGUCCCACAGUACGACAACCACGCAGAUAGUCACGGAAUCACACAGCACCACUCAAACUGUCAUUGAAACUCAGCCGACAACUAUUGUAUCUGAGUCAACUGUUAUUGACAAAGAAACUUUUGUUUCAACUGUGGAAAAAGAAGUUACUGUCUAUUCUACUUACACUACUGAAAAAGCGGGCGUUAACUACACUUAUACUGAGCUUGUUACUAACACUCAAACACUCCCGACUACUAUUGUUCAGACACAAACUCAAGUUCAAACAGUGGAGCAGCCCACAACUAUUGUACAAGAGUCUACUAUUGUUCAAACUCAACUUCAAACUGUUCCAACAACUGUUUACAACGAAAAAACAAUUGUUCAAACUCAGGUUAAUACUGUUACUGAUGUUGUUACUUACACUACCGAAAAGGCUGGUCAACCAGUUACUGUUGUUGAGACUCAGACUGCUCUUCAAACCGUUCCUACCACUCUUGUUCAAACUCAAACUCAAAUUCAAACUCAGGUUCAAACUGUUCCUACUACCAUUGUACAAGAAUCUACUAUUGUUCAAACUCAACUUCAAACUGUUCCAACAACUGUUUACAACGAAAAAACAGUUGUUCAAACUCAGGUUAAUACUGUCACUGAUGUUGUUACUUACACUACUGAAAAGGCUGGUCAACCAGUUACUGUUGUUGAGACUCAGACUGCUCUUCAAACCGUUCCUACUACUCUUGUUCAAACUCAAACCCAAGUUCAAACCCAGGUUUUCACUCAAGUUCAAACUGUCCCUACCACUAUUGUUCAAGAAAGCACUAUUCUUGUUCCCACCACUGUUUAUAAUGAAAAGACAAUUGUCCAAACUCAAGUCAACACUGUCACUGAUGUUGUUACUUACACUACUGAAAAGGCUGGUCAACCAGUUACUGUUGUUGAGACUCAGACUGCUCUUCAAACCGUUCCUACUACUCUUGUUCAGACUCAAACUCUUGUUCAGACCCAAACCCAAGUUCAGACUCAGAUUCAAACUCAAGUUGUACCUACUACUGUUUACAAUGAAAAGACCGUUGUCCAAACUGUUCAAAAUACCGUUACUUCUGUUACUACAUACACAACGCUCAGCCAAAGUCAGAUUUGCACAGUUACUGAGACUCAAACUUCUGUGCAACAUGUUCCUACUACUGUUGUUCAAACCCAAGUUUUGACCUUUUAUAAUACUGUUCCAACUACUGUUCCAACUACUGUUUACAACGAAAAGACAAUUGUUCAAACUGUCCCCACUACUAUUGUUCAAACCGUUCCCACUACUGUUGUUCAGACAGUUGAAAACACAGUUACUUCUGUAACUACAUACACAACGCUUAGCCAGGGUCAGAUUUGUACAGUCACUGAGACCCAGACUUCUGUUCAGCAGGUUCCUACAACCCUGGUUCAAACUCAGUAUCAGACUCAAGUUCAAACUCAAAUUCAAACUCAAGUUCAGACUCAAGUUCAAACUCAAGUUGUUCCCACUACUGUUGUUCAAACUGUUGUUCAAACUGUUGAGCAACCUGUUACUAUUGUCAACACCGUCACUAGUGAGAAAGAAGGUAAAGUUGUCACUGUCCUUCAGACUCAGACUUCAAUCCAACAAGUUCCCACCACAAUUGUUCAGACUGCUGUUCAAACCCAAGUUCAAACCCAAGUCCAGACUCAGGUUCAAACUCAGGUUGUUCCCACUACUGUUGUUCAGACCCAGGUCUUGACCCAAGUUCAAACUGUUCAGCAGCCCGUUACAUAUACCACUGAAAAAGAAGGUAAAGUUGUUACCGUUGUUGAAACACAGACAGCUCUUCAAACUGUUCCUACUACUGUUGUUCAAACCCAAGUUCAAACUCAAGUUCAAACUCAAGUUGUUCCCACUACUGUUGUUCAAACUGUUGUUCAAACUGUUGAGCAACCUGUUACUAUUGUCAACACCGUCACUAGUGAGAAAGAAGGUAAAGUUGUCACUGUCCUUCAGACUCAGACUUCAAUCCAACAAGUUCCCACCACAAUUGUUCAGACUGCUGUUCAAACCCAAGUUCAAACCCAAGUCCAGACUCAGGUUCAAACUCAGGUUGUUCCCACUACUGUUGUUCAGACCCAGGUCUUGACCCAAGUUCAAACUGUUCAGCAGCCCGUUACAUAUACCACUGAAAAAGAAGGUAAAGUUGUUACCGUUGUUGAAACACAGACAGCUCUUCAAACUGUUCCUACUACUGUUGUUCAAACCCAAGUCCAGACUCAAGUUCAGACACAAGUUCAGACACAAGUUCAAACUCAAGUUGUUCCUACAACUAUUGUUCAGACUCAGGUCUUGACUCAAGUUCAAACUAUUCAAACCCCUGUUUAUGUCACUGCCACGUAUACUACUGAAAAGGAAGGUCAGAUUGUUACUGUCACUGAUAUUCAAACAUCAAUUCAAGAAGUCCCCACUACAGUGCUUCAAACUCAAGUAGUUACUCAAGUUAACACUCAGACUGUUGAACAUCCAACCACUGUUAUUCAACCCACUACUGUGAUCGAAACUCAAGUAAUCACUCAGCUUCAAACUGUAGUUCAAACUGUAGUUCAAACUGCUGUCCAAACUGUCACAGAUUUUAGUACUUAUACUACGGAGAAACAGGGUUCUGUUGUCACUGUUACAGAUGCCUAUACCUCGGUUCAGACUGUGCCCACCACUCUUAUUCAAACGCAGUUGCAAACAGUCCCCACCACUAUUGUUCAAACUCAGUACAUUACUCAAUUGCAAACAGUCCCAACUACUAUCCUUCAAACAGUUGAGAUUCCCACAACUAUUAACAAUGUUGAGACUAUUGUUCAGACAGCUUUCCAAACAGUAACCGAGUUUAGCACUUACACCACAGAAAAUCAGGGAGAAGUAGUUACCGUAAGUGAAGCUUAUACUUCAGUUCAGACGGUUCCAACUACUAUUGUUCAAACCCAGGUGCAAACACAGGUUGAGACUCAAGUACAGACUCAAGUUCAAACUCAAGUCCUAACUCAGGUUCAAACUGUUCCAACAACUGUUCUUCAGCCUACAACCAUUAUCCAGCCCACUACCAUUGUUGAACCCACUACUAUUGUUCAAACAGUAGAAAAUACUGUUACUCAAGCAACAACAUACACCACCGAAGAGGGUGGUGCUAUUGUUACUGUUACUGAGCAAGUAACUAAUGUCCAAACUGUUCCUUCCACAAUUGUUCAAGAUAAUACAAUUAUUCAACAAGUCACUGUUACUCCUGCUCCAACAACGGUUACACAAACUCCCGUUACUCAAGCCCCUGUUGCUACACCAUCUUCCCCUACUACCCCAACUACUAUUUCGCCAGUCGAGACUUCUCCUGUGCCCGCCCCUGAACAAUCUUGUUCUCAUGUCACUAUUUAUGUCACACUUCCUCAAGCUACUGUCACGGUUACUGCUCAGCCUUCUGCUGCUCAGUCAUCUACUGCUCAGCCUUCUAGUGUUCAACCGUCUUCCGCUGCUCAAGCACCAGUUAACCCAGUGACUUCGUCAUCAGCUUCAAGCUCUGUGUCUGUGCCAGCAGUUGUUUCAUCAACGAACUCAACUGUUCUCACGCCAAGUGUUGCUCCUGUUCCAGUAAACGGAGCUACUUCUAUCAAUAUUAGCAUCUUCACUGCACUUUUUGCAUCAGUGUUCGUCCUUCUUUUUUAA